AUGAAUCUAUUGUUUAAUGUGAACAUUGCUGCACUUGAUUUGACUCAAGCAGCUGCUUGUUGUGAGAAGAGCAUCAGUCUAUCAGCUGCUGCAGGAGGAUCUGUGAACAUCAUCUGCAAAUACCCACAAUCCCACAGUGCUGAUGUGAAGUUUGUCUGCAGGAGAUCUGAAUCUGAUCUCUGUGCUGAAGAGACGUCUGUGAAGAAGAGCAGAAGAUGGAGCUCUGAGGGACAGAUGCAGCUGUAUGAUGACAGAGAGCAGCAGCUCCUGACGGGAACCAUCAGUCAUGUGACUCAACAACAUUCAACUGAAUACUGGUGUGGAGUUCAGUCUGAUCAAGGACACAAGAGCUUCAUCACACGAGUCCUCCUCAGAGUUACAGACACAGAUGUUCCAAAAACUACAUCAUCAUUACUACCUUCAUCAUCAACACCACCACCAUCAUCAUCAUCAUCAUCAUCAUCGUCUGUUUUCAAAACAUCCACAUCUAACUUCACAUCAGAGUCUCCUAACAUGUUAAAAGGCUCUUCUCUGAUCAUUCCUCUCGUUCUGGUUCUUCUGGUUCUGAUCAUCGUUGGUCUCUUUUUACUAUUUCUCUAUAAGAAGCAUCAGUCUCGAGACAGUGAUUCAUCAUCUCAGACUGGAGCAGGAAAACAUGAAGUGGUUCGUCCAGUUACUGUUUCUCACACUGGUUGCGAUUAUGAGGAGAUUAAAUAUACUCACAAACAAUUACCCAAAAACCCCUCUAAUUCAUCCAACACUGUUUAUGCCACUGCUCAGUUACCCACAAACCCCUCUGUUUCUUCUAGCAGUGUUUACGCUACAGUUCAGAAAGCCACUGGUGACUCUCAGAUCUGGAUCACAUCUGCUGAGGAUCUGAAUUACGCCGUGGUGCAUUUCCAGAAGAAAGCGGACUGUCCUGACAGUGUCAGAUUGAGGAAUAAUCAGGAUUAUAGUGAAUACCCUGCUGUCAAUCAUCUCACUGCCUGA
This is a messenger RNA of Sinocyclocheilus rhinocerous, 990 nucleotides long. RefSeq lists its product as uncharacterized. Gene Ontology annotation, molecular function: transmembrane signaling receptor activity. NCBI's taxonomy places the organism in Eukaryota, Metazoa, Chordata, Actinopteri, Cypriniformes, Cyprinidae. Bases 1 to 990 code for a protein of 329 amino acids. The transcript has 5 exons. Gene Ontology annotation, cellular component: plasma membrane. The record is from RefSeq and is a predicted model, not a curated record.